CACCCCCACCACCCCCACCCCCUGGGCACCAUGAACACCAACGUGUGCGUGGAGACGGGGCCCACUGCCGAGGCGCCGGGCCUGCCCAAGGAGAACCACCUGCCCGACGGCGCCCUCAACAGCCUUGUGGAUUACAACUCGGAGAUGGAGAGGUACCGCUCCUUCGCCACCUUCUACAAGACCAACGGCGGCGCGUUCCCGCAGGCGGCCAAGAUCGCGCGCAUCACCACCCCCAUCUUCCCCAGCGCCGCCGCCGCCGCCGCCGCGCGCAUCGGCAUGUCGCCCUGGAACUGCGACACGGCCACGGCCGCCGCCGCCACCGCCAUGCUGUGGGGCAGCGGCGCGGGCGGCGGCGGCGCGGGCGUCGGAGGCCCCGCCAACCCCGCGGCGGCCGUCGCCGGCGGCGUGGCGGCCCGCAAAGCCGCCGCCGCCGCCUCCUCCGCGGCCGCCGCCGCAGCAGCAGCUGCAGCCGCCGUGGUGUCGUCGUCGUCGUCGUCGUCGGUGACCGCCUCGUCGCUGCACGCCGCCGGCAGGAGCAGCAGCGGCGGCGCCGGGGGCAGCGGCCUCCACCACCGCGGCGACUCGCAGCAGCGCCUGGGCAAGCCGGGGGGCUGCACGCCGGCCGAGCAAGCCUCGUUGCAAAUGGCCAACAACAAUUUCCUCUCCACCUUGGCGCCCGAGCACUGCAGACCUUUGGCGGGGGAAUGCAUGAACAAGCUCAAAUGCGGCGCCGCCGAAGCGGAGAUAAUGAAUCUCCCCGAGCGCGUGGGGACUUUUUCCGCUAUCCCGGCUUUAGGGGGCAUCUCAUUACCUCCCGGGGUCAUCGUCAUGACAGCCCUGCACUCCCCCGCCGCAGCCUCCGCAGCCGUCACAGACAGCGCGUUUCAAAUUGCCAAUCUGGCAGACUGCCCGCAGAGCCAUUCCUCCUCCUCGUCGUCCUCCUCCUCCCUGGGAGCCGCCGGAGGAGGAGGAGGGGGAGGCGGAGGAGGAGGAGGAGGAGGAGGAGGCGGGGGAGGCGGAGGCGGAGGAGGGGCAGGCAACCCUGCCAAGAAGAAGAGGAAAAGGUGCGGGGUGUGCGUGCCCUGCAAGAGGCUCAUCAACUGUGGCGUGUGCAGCAGUUGCAGGAACCGCAAAACGGGACACCAGAUCUGCAAAUUUAGGAAAUGUGAAGAGCUAAAGAAAAAACCUGGCACUUCGCUAGAGAGAACACCAGUUCCCAGCGCCGAAGCAUUCCGAUGGUUCUUUUAAGCAGUAGUAUUAUCUUAUUUUCAAGGCAGCCUGAAGUGAAUGGCAAGCUAAGGUCUUGUUUUAAGAAACUGCUUAGUCCACCACUGAAGAAUAUAUUCAGAUAACUAUUUUCAUUUAUGUAUAGGGGUUUCCUCAAAAACAAAAAACAAAAAAAACAAAUUAUGAACUAGGA
Messenger RNA from Lacerta agilis (Sand lizard), 1420 nucleotides. RefSeq names its product CXXC finger protein 4 (gene CXXC4). The transcript is spliced from 2 exons. Bases 31 to 1248 code for a protein of 405 amino acids. The record is from RefSeq and is a predicted model, not a curated record. NCBI's taxonomy places the organism in Eukaryota, Metazoa, Chordata, Lepidosauria, Squamata, Lacertidae. Gene Ontology annotation, molecular function: methyl-CpG binding; zinc ion binding. Gene Ontology annotation, cellular component: nucleus.